This is a messenger RNA of Postia placenta MAD-698-R-SB12, 1058 nucleotides long. RefSeq lists its product as hypothetical. Gene Ontology annotation, cellular component: cytoplasm. Gene Ontology annotation, biological process: nucleoside metabolic process. Bases 1 to 933 code for a protein of 310 amino acids. Gene Ontology annotation, molecular function: purine-nucleoside phosphorylase activity. The record is from RefSeq and is a predicted model, not a curated record. Lineage: Eukaryota; Fungi; Basidiomycota; Agaricomycetes; Polyporales; Adustoporiaceae. The transcript is spliced from 7 exons.
AUGUCUAGCACCACGCCCGAUACGUUCUCCUCUACUCUGGAUGUGCUCAACAGCAUUCUCCCCGCGCACCUCCGCAAGCCUCGUGUAGGGAUCGUCUGCGGAUCUGGCCUCUCGACGCUCGCCUCAACCCUGCGGGACGCAGUGCAAGUGCCAUACUCGGCGCUGGCGGGCUUCGGCAAAAGCACGGUGCCUGGGCAUAAGAGUGCGCUCGCGUUUGGACUGCUUGGGCCCGGUGCGGGUGUCCCUGUCGUUGCGAUGAUGGGUCGGUUUCAUGCCUAUGAGGGUCAUUCGCUGUCGACGGUGACAUACCCAAUCCGGGUACUCGCCAAGCUUGGGGUGCAGAACAUCAUCAUCACAAACGCUGCCGGCGCCUUGAACCCCAACUUCGCGGUGGGGACAAUCACCGUGAUCCACGACCACCUCGCAAUCCCCAACAUGACUGGGGGCAUGAACGCGCUCUUCGGACCGCUCUCGUCGCCGGAUCACCCGCGUUUCCUGCCGCUCUCCGAUGCGUACUCUGCAAAGCUGCGCCGUCUCGCUUUUCUCGCUGCUCAUGACCUUGCGCUGCCCGACGCGGCGCUUGCGGAGGGCACAUAUGCAUGGGUGUCCGGGCCGACGUACGAAACGCCGGCAGAGGGGCGCUUCCUGCGCGCAGCGGGCGCGGACGUCGUGGGCAUGAGCACGGUGCCCGAGGUGCUUGCAGCGCGCGAGGAGGGUAUGGAGGUGCUCGUGCUGAGUCUGGUCACGAACGCAGUCGUGAUCCCAGAGGCGUACAGAAGCAUCAAGGAGGAGGUGAAGGCGGAGCUGGCCGGCAGACCGGUCGCGCAGGUGCAGGCGGCAACGGUGUCGCAUGACGAGGUGCUGGCUGUGGGUAGGGAGAAGGCAGAGGUCAUGAAGGGUGUUGUUGCGCGGAUCAUAGAGCUUCUCGAUUGAAGUGGGAGACCCGCUGGUGGCGAACGAAUAGCGAUUUCGGCAAUCAGAUGUAUUAGAGUGUAUUUGUGGUAACCCAGUGACCUAAGUCUAGGUUGUUUUGAAUGAAACGAGCUUCACUUUAUAGG